AGUGACGUCGACAAGCUAGCUCAGCAGCAGCCACCGAUGCUACUCCAGCGUCGCGAAUUGACAACAAUUUCUCGAUAAAGUCAUCUUUUUGUGGGACAACAAUCAUGGUUUCUCACUCCUUCGCCUUGCCGAUGAUCUGCUUUACCACGCUGUGGGCGCUGGUGGGGGUCGUGGCUCCCUUUUUAGUGCCAAAAGGGCCGAAUCGAGGCGUCAUCGUCACCAGUUUGAUCCUAACCGCCAUCUGCUGCUACCUGUUCUGGUUGAUAGCCAUCCUCGCUCAGAUCAACCCUCUGUUUGGCCCUCAGCUGAAGAAUGAAACCAUUUGGUACCUGCGCUACUUCUGGGAGUAGACCAGUGAUCUGUCCAUCUUCUCCCUAAUUUCAACCUCGACUUCAACGUAACUCCCAACACACACACAAAGUGGAGAUAUGCGUGUAAAAUGAAGACUAAUGUACAGUUGAUGGUGUUUAGUCAGUGGAAUAGUGUAAAAUGUGCAAUGCUACAGUAGUUUCAUGUUUCUACUUGAAUAAGGAAGGAGUAUUUAUUGUCUGUUUAUUUAUUUGGGCCUGUAAUGCCCUCAGUGUCCACAUGGUGGUGUUACUUAACUGAUGUGUAUGAGGAGCUGAGCCCCUUCCCUCGUUACCAUGGUGAUCUUCCCCCUUGUGUGGAAACCUUGCUUACACUUAAUUUGGACGCGUGUCAGUAAUAAUUUAAUUAAGUAAUAAUUGGUAUUGUGUAGACCUCGAUAUUUAUUUAAGACGCAGUAAAGGAGUCCUGGAUGGCGCGACCCGGCUCCAUUCAGCACUAGCUGCGAGCCACUACCACAACAGCUCCCCCUCGCCCCGCUCUUUUUCUUUUCCUCCUUGAUUCCACUAUGCUUCAGCCAAAAAGAAUGAAAAUCAAUAUACAGCUACUUUUUACAAAGACCAAAUUACGUUGUACCUUCUCUGUCCGGUUGUGGUACUGGCCUGCACCCGGGAACGCCUGGACCGGGGUCCUCCUUUUGUCGCUUGUGUCCCCCCCCCCCCGGCACGUUUUGUUCAAAUGACGGACGUCGUUCAAGCUUUGUCGCGUCUGAGAGCGACCAAUGUCUGUCCGCCAAUGGAAAAUUAAAGGAAGGCUGCCAAAAAAUUACAAUUGUCAGUUUGGACUAGGACUGGGCGAUAUGGCCUUUUUUUAAUAUCUCGAUAUUUUUAGGCCAUGUCACGAUACACGAUAUAUAUCUGGAUAUGUUGCCUUAGCCUUGAAUGAUAAUAUGUGUCUACAUUAAAACAUUCUUCUUCAUACUGCAUUAAUAUCUGCUACUUUUAAACUUUCAUGCAGAGAGGGAAAUCACAACCAAAAGUGUAUUUAUUAAACAGUUAUUAACAUUCAUGUCAUUUCCGAAACAAAAAGUGCAAGAUUGUCGGAGACAUUUUAAAACAAGCUAUUAGUGCACUUUUGUGCAUGAUGUCACUAAGAUGACAUAUCAAAACAACACUAAAUUAAAGUGCACUUUUUGUACAGAACGCCACUACAAUAGUUUAAAACGGCACUUUUGUGCAUGAUGUCACACAAGAUAUUUCAAUAAGUGUCAAAUAAAAAUGAGCUGCAUAAUAGGAAAUCAAAUAGUGUAUGUCCUUCGCUAUAUGGUAGCUUCCUGCGGACGUUAUCUCCUUCUGUUCUUGACUAUUUUUUCCAUACGGACCCCUGAUCUAGACCUUCCUAGAUGACUGAGUUCUAAGACUGUCUCAAUAAAGAGAGGUGAGUAGAGUUGAAGUUGAACAAGUUUACUCUGCAAAAAAGCAGUAAGUACAAACAAUAGCAAUACCAGCGCCGGAGAGAGGACCGAGCAAAUAUGUAAAAUGGUCGCCCUCCUCGCAUGCUUUUGUCCACCGAGACUGCCAGCCUUGGCGAGGAUCAAAACUGAAAGUUAACCAUUUUGCAGGGAAUAGUCCCACCAGAGUCUUUUCUUGUCUAAAUCGGAGUGUCCAAACUUUUUCCACUUAGAGUUGCAAAAAAACAACAACAUUGCAACUUUUUCGCCUGUUUGCUCUUUUAUUUUAUUAUUGAUAGUUUUCCGCUUAUCCGAAGUCGGGUCGCGGGGGCAGCAGCCUAAGCAGGGAAGCCCCGACCGACCUCCCCUCCAGCUACUUUAUCCAGCUCUUCUCAGGGGAUCCCGUGGCGUUCCCAGGCCAGCUGGGAGUCCUGGGUCUUCCCCCCCGAAACAUCUCUCUUGUUGGGUGGCAUUAUAAACCACUUUUAUAAAUGAACCAUUUAUUCUAGAAAACAGGAGAAAGUACAAAGUGCUGGAAAGAGGACCGAGUCUAAUGCAACUGUCGCCCUCCCUGCAUGCUUUUGUCCACUUAGCCUGCUCCGCCUUGGCGGGGGAUCGAAACUGAAAGUUAACCGUCUUCUCCCGGAGCCCUAAACAAGACCCAGCGCAUGUGUUUGCAAGGUUAGAAAACAGCGGGUGCAUCCAUGUGGUGUAUUCGUGACAUGCAUGAGGAGUCACCAUGGUAACGGGGGUGUCAAUCAAAGCUGUAACCAUACGUUGUUGUUGUUGUUAUUAUUGCCAGUGUAUGUGCGUGACCAAAAGAUGACACCCAUUAAAAAACGUGUCUGGCUCCAC
Nerophis lumbriciformis (worm pipefish) is the source of this 2611-nucleotide messenger RNA. It is a transcript of the gene atp6v0e2, whose product is annotated as ATPase H+ transporting V0 subunit e2. The record is from RefSeq and is a predicted model, not a curated record. Lineage: Eukaryota; Metazoa; Chordata; Actinopteri; Syngnathiformes; Syngnathidae. Gene Ontology annotation, cellular component: proton-transporting V-type ATPase, V0 domain. Gene Ontology annotation, biological process: proton transmembrane transport. Gene Ontology annotation, molecular function: proton-transporting ATPase activity, rotational mechanism.